Dermacentor silvarum is the source of this 561-nucleotide messenger RNA. RefSeq lists its product as uncharacterized. The record is from RefSeq and is a predicted model, not a curated record. Lineage: Eukaryota; Metazoa; Arthropoda; Arachnida; Ixodida; Ixodidae. The transcript is spliced from 2 exons. The coding region runs from base 19 to 336 and encodes 105 amino acids.
AUUGGUGUGGGAUUUGUGAUGCCACUCAACAAGUGGCAUUACAUAAUAAAGUGUACCUCCGAAGCCAAGUGCGCAUUAGGUCUGGCACAGCAUCUGUGGACACCAACACAAGCUGGGGAAAGAAGCCCGACUGGGCCGGCCAGCCGGACUAUCUCUGAUGCAUCUGGGAAGCGUCUGGCAACACCAGAGAAAGUGGCUGCUGUGAAGAACUGCCUGGAGAAGUACAUCGGGGAACAUCCGAUGGGGCCACCAGCACCACCUUGCUUCUGUAACAAAGCACCUUUGGAGCUUCUUCACAGAAGCGGGCGCGAGGGCAAGCGAGUAUGGAAGAUGUGAAUCGCCUUAACCUAUUGCAUUUUUUCAAUAAAGUCUGAAGAUAUGGAACAUAUUAUGGUGCUAUACAUUGAUUCCUUAUGGCAUGAAAAUGUAGCGGCAUACUUGGCCACAUGUAGAUACAGACUGCACACUUUGCAAGACUCAAGAACGCAUGAAGAUAGCCCAUCAUGAGCUUCCUAAGUGCAAUGGCUGCUCCUUCGAUUCAUUACACAACCUGCAUUUGAC